Vigna unguiculata (cowpea) is the source of this 1844-nucleotide messenger RNA. Its product is annotated as catalase-3. Gene Ontology annotation, cellular component: cytoplasm; peroxisome; plasma membrane. Gene Ontology annotation, biological process: hydrogen peroxide catabolic process; response to hydrogen peroxide. Lineage: Eukaryota; Viridiplantae; Streptophyta; Magnoliopsida; Fabales; Fabaceae. The record is from RefSeq and is a predicted model, not a curated record. Gene Ontology annotation, molecular function: catalase activity; heme binding.
AAAUAAAAUAAAAUUGAGUCGUACCUAUAAGCCAUGGCCAGUGUGACACACACAUGCUCCUCCUUUACCAAAUUCCACUCAUCUCCAUCAUCUCUGUCUCUAUCUCCCUCUGAUCCUGUUUCCUCUCGGGAGCCAUGGAUCCCUACAAGAAUUGCCCAUCAAGCGCCUUCAAUUCUCCCUUCUGGACCACUAAUUCUGGUGCCCCCAUCUGGAACAAUAACUCCUCGCUCACGGUUGGAUCAAGAGGUCCAAUUCUUCUGGAGGAUUAUCAUCUGGUGGAGAAGCUUGCAAACUUCGACAGGGAAAGGAUCCCGGAGCGAGUGGUCCAUGCCAGAGGAGCCAGCGCAAAGGGUUUCUUUGAAGUCACGCAUGACGUCUCUCACCUCACCUGUGCUGACUUCCUUCGCGCCCCUGGAGUUCAGACUCCGCUCAUCGUUCGCUUCUCCACCGUCAUCCACGAGCGUGGCAGCCCUGAAACCCUGAGGGAUCCCAGAGGAUUUGCCGUCAAAUUUUACACCAGAGAGGGUAACUUCGACCUCGUCGGAAACAACUUCCCCGUGUUUUUCGUCCGUGAUGGCCUCAAGUUCCCCGACAUGGUCCAUGCCCUGAAACCCAAUCCCAAGUCCCACAUCCAGGAGAAUUGGAGGAUCCUCGAUUUCUUCUCCUACGUUCCCGAAAGCCUUCACAUGUUCUCCUUCUUAUUCGACGACGUAGGUAUCCCCCAGGAUUACAGGCACAUGGAUGGUUUUGGUGUCAACACAUACACCCUCAUUAGCAAAACCGGCAAGGCUCACUAUGUCAAAUUCCAUUGGAAAGCCACCUGUGGUGAAAAAUGUCUCUUGGAUGAGGAGGCCAUCAGAGUUGGAGGAUCCAACCAUAGUCAUGCCACCCAAGACCUUUACGAUUCAAUUGCUGCUGGAAACUAUCCUGAGUGGAAACUUUAUAUCCAAACAAUGGAUCCUGAACACGAGGACAGAUUUGAUUUUGACCCACUUGAUGUAACUAAGAUCUGGCCUGAGGAUGUUUUGCCCCUCCAGCCUGUUGGUCGCAUGGUCUUGAAUAAGAACAUAGACAACUUCUUUGCCGAGAACGAACAACUUGCAUUUUGCCCUGCCAUUGUUGUACCUGGCAUUUACUACUCCGAUGACAAAUUGCUUCAGACUCGGAUAUUCUCCUAUGCCGAUAGCCAGAGACACAGACUUGGUCCCAAUUAUCUGCAGAUCCCUGCCAAUGCACCCAAGUGUGCCCAUCACAACAAUCACCAUGAAGGUUUCAUGAAUUUCAUGCACAGGGAUGAAGAGGUCAAUUACUUCCCUUCAAGGUUUGAUCCUGUUCGGCAUGCAGAAAGGAUUCCCAUUCCUCAUCGAAUCCUAGAUGGGAAGCGUGAAAAGUGUAUGAUUGAGAAGGAGAACAACUUUAAGCAACCUGGAGAGAGAUACCGAUCCUGGGCCCCUGACAGGCAAGAAAGAUUUCUACGCCGAUGGGUUGAUGCUUUGUCUGAACCACGUGUGACCCAUGAAAUUCGCAGCAUCUGGAUAUCAUACUGGUCUCAGGCUGAUCGUUCUCUCGGACAAAAGAUAGCAUCUCACCUGAAUUUGAAGCCAAGCAUCUAAGAUUGGUGGUGACGACCCGAGCUUCUGAGAGUUGCAGAUGCAGGAGCAAUUGAGAAGUUUGUGGCACUGUAGUAGUUUCAAAGGACUGGUUAUUACAGUAUUAUAUUGUAUAUUGCUUGUUUCGCGAACUCCACUUCUUGACUUGUUUCAACGUAAUAAUACAAGUCCAUUGUGAUACGGUGAAGAUCUGCACGACCCACUGUUUCACAGGACUUUUUCGCCAGCUUCUAA